This is a messenger RNA of Trichophyton rubrum CBS 118892, 1742 nucleotides long. RefSeq lists its product as uncharacterized. Gene Ontology annotation, cellular component: mitochondrion. Lineage: Eukaryota; Fungi; Ascomycota; Eurotiomycetes; Onygenales; Arthrodermataceae. Gene Ontology annotation, biological process: protein methylation. The record is from RefSeq and is a predicted model, not a curated record. Gene Ontology annotation, molecular function: nucleic acid binding; protein methyltransferase activity. Bases 1114 to 1605 code for a protein of 163 amino acids. The transcript has a single exon.
CGUAUUCCAUCCCCGACGGCGCUGUGACAGGGCGUAUCACCGCAUGUAUAGUGGCAUUAUAUUUGGCACCGUUCAGAAAAGGGGAAGAAUGGGACGGCUAAUGCAUAAGGCCAUUCAUGACAGGCAGUUCAUCCAAGGGCCAUUUGCUGUCACUGUGAUUUCUUUCUCUCUGGAUAUUUGGAUAGUGGUUGACCAGGCAUAAUUGCUUCUGCCAGGCCAGGGGCUCGCUCCCGCGGCGCUAGUUAGUUAAGGAAUGCCGAAUACAUUUGAUAUUUUGAUUGUCGGAUCAAAGUAAUAAUCAGACGAAUGGCAGAAGCAUCAUCGCAUCCAUUAUUGAUGGUUUAAAUCUGCAAAUAUAAUCCCAAAUAGACCAGAAUGAAGACUGUUUGCUAGCUGGCUAUCCCGUCGAUCGAUGCCACGGAUCCCCUACUCGCUUUUCCUGCGCGCGCAUCGCAUCGAUCCUCUGCUGCCGCCGCUGCUUCGAGAAUGCCGAGAUCUUUGCUCCGCACGGAACGAGCUUCGUUGGCUCACUGAGUAUGCACGGAGUAGGGAUACAGGUUGUGAAAGCUGGAGGUGGAGGCAGAGGUUGCAGUUGCUCGUCCGGCAGAGAGCAGCUGGGAAGCCUUUGCAGUAUAUCCUUGGGGACCAGCCGUUCGGAGACUUGACAAUACUCUGCAGAGAAGGAGUGCUGAUUCCACGGUUAGACGAACGCUCUCUGAUUUUAAUUCUGUUGAUAUUAUCCUAAGACGGCGCUGACACUGCUGAAUUCCUUUUAAUAGUCCAGAUACGGAGUCCUAUACCACGCGGAUAGCACAGCGACUGCUGGCUGAGAACCGUCUUAACCCUACGAGAAGCGUUCGAAUUAUCGACGUAUGCACCGGCACAGGCUGCAUACCACUGCUGCUUCACUCCCUUCUUGCGUCCUUGAUUCCGACCAUUUCGAUCAUUGGGGUCGAUAUCAGUGCUGCGGCUCUCUCUCUUGCAAAGAAGAACCUCGAAUAUAACAUUAGAAAUGGAGCCUUACUCUCCCGCGCGCGAGAUGAAAUCCACUUCGUGCAUGCUGAUAUCCUAGACCCUUGUUAUCUGGAACCGGAUGGCUCAGAGCUAGGCAAGAUGCUCUCCCGGUCAAACCAGGGUCUCAGCAGAGGAUUGGAUCUACUGAUAUCAAACCCUCCAUACAUAUCACCCAGGGAUUUCACAAAUGGAACGACAAGACGUAGUGUACGUUUGUACGAGCCUACAUUGGCAUUGGUACCUCCGGCAAUUCGGCAUCCGAAGGUAGCGUCAGACUCGGCCAGGGCUGAUUCCUUCUACCCUCAUCUAUUAGCCGCCUCAGCACAGCUUGAUGCCCGUUUCACCGUUUUAGAAUGCGGUGAUCCAGGUCAGGCCCGAAGAGUGGCUGCCAUGGCUGAUGAUACAAGGCAAAAUCUACCUUGGAGAUCUCAGAAAAACAUGAAGACGGAGAUCUGGCGUUGCGACUGGGACGCUUACUUACACGAAACUACUGAGGAUGUUUCUUUUGGCGAUCAAGAAGAAUCAGCAACUUUGGAUGUCACAGCCAAGCCUGAUCAAGGGGCUCGAGCGGUUGUGCUUUCGAGAUGCUGAUCAGGAGUUUUUUAUGUUGGAUUGGAAACAAUCUUGACGUAAAAGGAAAAACAGAGGGACGGGUUUUUCUAUGCUGAGGCAUUUGCGUGCAUUCUACUUUGAAGGGUCAUACAUAGUCCCGUCAACAAUCAAAUACG